Messenger RNA from Vollenhovia emeryi, 2181 nucleotides. It is a transcript of the gene ZnT63C, whose product is annotated as zinc transporter 1. The transcript is spliced from 8 exons. Gene Ontology annotation, cellular component: membrane. Gene Ontology annotation, molecular function: zinc ion transmembrane transporter activity. The record is from RefSeq and is a predicted model, not a curated record. The coding region runs from base 16 to 1407 and encodes 463 amino acids. Gene Ontology annotation, biological process: intracellular zinc ion homeostasis; zinc ion transmembrane transport; detoxification of zinc ion. NCBI's taxonomy places the organism in Eukaryota, Metazoa, Arthropoda, Insecta, Hymenoptera, Formicidae.
CUCGCGUCGUUUGCAAUGCAAUGCGACGAGGUUGUCCAAUGUCGCGCGGUCUCCUUGCGUCUGCAGGCUCAAAGGGUCUGCGCAGAUAUCAUGGGUCGUUACACGGGGAAGAAAUGCCGUCUUCUGACAAUGUUAUGGCUGACAGCUUUAUUUUUCUUAGUCGAAAUCGUGGUUGGCUACGUCACCAACUCGAUGGCUUUAAUAGCUGAUAGUUUUCACAUGUUAUCGGACGUGGCCGCUCUGGUGGUGGCGUUUCUCUCGGUGAAGAUGUCGCCGAAGAAAUGGUCGAAAAACACUUUCGGCUGGGCAAGGGCCGAGGUGUUGGGAGCCUUGGUGAACGCCGUGUUCCUGGUCGCUUUAUGCUUUAGUAUUACCGUGGAGGCAUGCAAGAGAUUCAUCGAGGUAGAGGAGAUACACGAGGCCAAACUGCUCGUUGCGGUUGGAGCGCUCGGCCUGCUGGUGAAUGUGAUAGGCUUAUGUUUGUUCCAUGAGCAUGGAAGCGCCCAUGGUCAUUCGCAUGGUAUAUCUCGGAGUCAUAAUAGAUUGAGCACCCUCGUAGGCACAGACGACAAUGAGAACGACGAAGCUUACAGACCUUCGACGCCCCAGGUAAAACGAGCGCAUGGCCAUUCGCACGACGCAAGCCAGAUGAACAUGCGAGGGGUAUUUCUUCAUGUACUUUCUGACGCGUUGGGCUCCGUCAUCGUAAUUGUGUCUGCCCUAAUCGUGUGGCUGACGAAGUGGAAGUAUAGAUUCUACAUCGAUCCUGCGCUGUCGCUUUUAUUAGUCGUUCUUAUCCUGCGUUCGGUGUGGCCGUUACUUCAGGAAUCAGCUUUAAUUCUAUUGCAGACUGUGCCAACACACAUUCAGGUCGAUGCUAUACAACAACGUUUGUUGGAGAACGUAGACGGUGUGUUAGCGGUACACGAGUUCCACGUGUGGCAAUUGGCGGGCGAUCGUAUUAUAGCUAGUGCGCACAUAAGAUGUAGAAAUCUUUCGGAAUAUAUGAAAAUUGCCGAACAAGUUAAGGAAUUUUUCCAUAACGAGGGUAUACACUCGACGACUAUUCAGCCAGAAUUUAUCGAUUAUCAUUCUAAUAGCGAAAUUAAAGAGACUCCCACGGAAGAUUGCGUGUUGGAUUGCCCAAAGACUGAUAAGCCGUGCAAUCAUGCAACGUGCUGUGGUCCUUCCAAACAAGGUCGUGAGACUCCGUCACCUGGAGAAACUCCGUACAUGUGCAGACAGCGUAAUAGCUUGGCGCGUUCGACCGGCUCUAUAGGAGGAACAGAGCAACAAGAAGUGAACGAAAUGGAACGCGGACACUUGUUGUCACUGCCCGCUUCGCAUCCAACAUCGUUCCACUCCGUCCAAGUUCCCCACCCUCACGUUAAUGCACCAACUGUCUGAGCUCUCAUCGCAUUAUCAAAUAUCUACCUCCAUAGUAAAAUACGCGAGAUGCGUCACGAUUUAUUGUACAAAUACAAUAAAUGUGUAUCUACAUAGAAUUCAUUAAUACCACACAGUUGAUGGCAGUGGUUAGACAAUUGCAUAUAUUAAUUGAUCAUUUAAUACAUUCAUGAUGUUGUAGGAAUUAAAAUUAUUAUUAAUCAAUAUUAAUGACAAUUCUAAUUCCUAAAUAUUAAUGAACUCUCUUCCUUUCUGAAAUAGUUUGGCAAUUAAAUUGUCAUUUUCUUAUCUUUGCCAUCAAUUUACUUAUAAUAAAUAAUUAAGAUAUUUGAUAAUUAAAACCCAAAGGCAUAUUAAUACCAAAUAUAUUACGUUACAUAAUGCUCUAUACGCUCUAUAUGCUCUGAUAUAAAUAAUAAAAUAUUGAAUUUUUACUAUAAAUUUCUUAGAAAAUAUUUCAAAAUUAGAAGACUUUGCGCUCGUUUAAUGCAUAAUUUACCGCAUAAAACGUAUAAUCUAAGUUAGUUUUUAAAUCUCACUUGUAUAUUGACGGUUUUAUUAAAAACCCACUUUGCGAAGUUCUUUAUUUAUACGUAUUGUAUAAUUUUUAAUAUGUUGAUUAUAUGUAAUUUUGUAAGAUAGGAUGCAAAUCUUGUAAGUAAGAGUAUCAAGUCUCUUUGUUAUAUCUAUAUUCUUUCCUUCAUAUAACUCUUAAGUCUGUAUAUUUUUUAUGUAUUUCUUAAAGAUUUAGGCAAUUACAAGAGACAACUACAA